CAAGCCCGCGGACGGCUGCAGAAAGCGAGCCUGCCGGGGCCGGAGGCGAAGGAAGGGAGAGCGGCGCAAGAGCGCUGACGGGAGCAGGCGAGCCGCCCGCUCUGGCCCAGUGCCACCGAGAGGAGGGGCAGCAGCGAAUCCCCAGAGCCCAUUAAAAAGCCAGGCUGAGGAGAAGCCAGGAGAAGAAAACACCUCCAUAGAAGGCAGCAGCAGCAGCAGCAGCAAAAGAAGCAGCACAGCCAACGAGGCGACCAAGACCCGAGGGGCUUCUCCUCUCCCCGCGGCGCGAUCCUCUCCCCGAGCGAGAGGCCGACGACGCGGAGAGUCAAACUUUCGGGGCUGGGCUGCAGAAGCCUCGCAAGUGCCCCCGGGACCGCCACAGACGCCGCAGAACUCAGCAGAUCGAGCGCGCGCGCGCGCUCUCGCGUGCCUGGAUGAGGCGGCAAGAGCUGUGAGCAGGAAUCUCGCCCACCCGCCGGUCCGUCAGUUCGCCCGCCGUCCCUCCCUCUCUGCAAGAUGAGUGCUACGCUCCCGAGCCUCCUGGCCUCGCUGGCCGUGUUGCUCCUCGGCAGGAUGGACCGCCUCGCCGACGCCUGCAGCUGCUCCCCGGUGCAUCCGCAACAGGCGUUUUGCAAUGCAGAUGUAGUGAUCAGAGCAAAGGCUGUCUCUGAGAAAGAGGUGGACUCUGGUAAUGACAUCUAUGGGAACCCCAUCAAGCGCAUCCAGUAUGAGAUCAAGCAGAUCAAGAUGUUUAAAGGGCCGGACCAGGACAUUGAAUUAAUCUACACAGCUCCUUCCUCAGCAAUGUGUGGGGUGUCGCUGGAUGUUGGCGGCAAGAAGGAAUAUCUGAUUGCAGGCAAAUCGGAGGGCAAUGGCAAGAUGCAUAUCACGCUGUGUGACUUCAUUUUUCCUUGGGACUCCCUCAGCGCUACCCAGAAGAAGAGUCUAAACCAACGGUACCAGAUGGGGUGUGAAUGCAAGAUCUCCCGCUGCCCCUCCAUCCCCUGCUACGUCUCUGCUCAGGAUGAAUGUCUGUGGACUGACUGGGUGACGGAGAAGAACAUCAAUGGGCGGCAGGCAAAACACUAUGCCUGCAUCAAGCGGAGUGAUGGUUCAUGCGCGUGGUACCGUGGAGUGGCCCCACCUAAGCAAGAGUUUCUUGAUAUCGAGGACCCUUGAGUCCCCAGGGCCAUGGAAGUCCAGUAGACAAUAGCAACAAAGCCUGCAAGAAAUUAGACUGGUCCACCUCUGACAUCACUUCCUGGAAACAGCAUGAAAAUAAGGUCUCCUGGGUAGGCACAAUGGUGGUAGAGGGAGGGGCUAAGGAAGGGGAUGUCUAGGCCACUUGUAUGUUGCUUAGUCAGUUUCCUCUCCUUUGUUGUGCCGAUGGGUAGUUUCUUACUAUCUGAAUCAUAGUUGUCAACAUGCCAAAGCACAGUGGAGGGAACCAGAAUGAACAGCAUGAGUCGCUGAGAGGUGUUGCCUCUGAUUCUGUGUAGCAGGCCUACCAGGUUCUUAUUGCCUUGAGAGGGGGCAUCCUUCCCUGUGGGGGCAACUCCCAUGCUCUCUGUUCCCCACCCUACUGACUUCUGCCUGUGUCAACCCCAUCUUACCCUCUAACACACAUAACAAAUCAAAUUCCUCCUCACUCAGUGCUUUGUGAACAUCCCACCCGCUUUUUGCCACAUUUACUUACACACACACACACACACACACACACACACGAAUCAAUUGACCUCUUAGCCCCCUUAACAGAAGACAAUGGUUUUGUCGCAAUGUCUCCUUCUAGCAGUGAAGAGAGUUACAUUUCCUCUCCAAUGCCAAAGCACCCCAUGGAGAAUUAGCCAUCAGAGGGCAGUCCCUGCUUUCAGGAACAAUAUUUUUGGGAUGAGGUCACAAGGUUAGUUAGUGGUCAUUAGGCCCUGCCUAUGUGUGUAGGUGAGAGUUGUAGGCAGAUUCUGGCUCUGCAUUCUCAGCUAUAAUGUUUCAGUAAAAGAACAUUCACAUGAGAAUCUGAGUUAGCCCAACAGACUUCCUAGUCAAAUCAUAUGCUGGGCCCACUUCCUGUCUCAUGCUUGUGCCAUUGAUAUGAUUCUGGUGCCAAAGCCCCUCCCAGCCAGCAGAAAGACUUGCGAUUCCCAUUAAGUGUUCAGUAUUAUGAGAGUCCAGGAGCUCCACUCUUCUUCGACAAUUCAUGCUCUACAGAGUAAUUUGUUUUUGACAUGGCCAACAUUUGCUUCAGGCCCCAGAAAUUGGCACUUUGUGGCAAAAGCUCUCAGGAGGCAAGAGUUUGUGUUCUCCUGCCAAAUAUGCAACUACAAGAGCCAGCAAGUCAAACCAUACCUGUCUAAACUGUGAGUGUCAAUGCUGUGUGAGGGGAACAAAAGAGUCCCUGGCUGUCUGCAAAAGAAUCACUUCACCCAGCUCUGCUUUGGUCCCUUUCCGGCCUCUUCUGAGCCAGUUGUGUUCCUUUGCUGUGGCCCCUGAACUCUGCAUAGCCUCCCCCACCCUGCCUGCCCUUUUCAUUAUGCUCAAUCACAACUGGGAGGAGUUCAGCCAGACCUGCCCCCUUGCGGCCUUUUCAUGCUGUUCGUCAAGGUAUAGUUUUUAAAGAUGUCAUCUUGGACCAGUCUGUUUGAUUUCAAUAUAUUUUAAAAAUAAGAAAAAGGAAAAAAAAAUCUGUUCAAUCCAAUAUAAGACUCCUGUUUUGCUUCCUGUAUGGUUAUAUCAUAUGUGACAUUUACCCCAUUCGUUCUCGUUCUCUCUCUCUUUCUCUCUGCUGAUUGUUUUUAACGUUUUCCAUUUGUUUUGGCAAUCAGUUGUAUCAUUCCUGUGCUCUAUACUUCUUUUUAAAAAUUUCCUUGUUUAGCGGUUAGAUUUGCACUUAUUAUGUUUUAAAGGGGUUCUGCAUUGGAAACUUUCAACAUACAGUGGGAAGAAUGUCACCAUGUUAUGGAGGGUGGAGUCCUCCAGUUUUUUUUCUGAAUGCCAGAAAUGGGGGUGAUAUUUCUCCGUCUGUCUUCUUCCUUAUGCCCCUGUAACAUGCACAGGUCUUUUCUAGAAGUUGGAGGCUGGCUGUGACGCAUGCGACUGCUUCUUGCUAGCCAAAUAGCAGUAAUGUGGCUGCCAGUGAGCAAGAUAAAUUUGCCAUUCCAGUGUGAAAAGCAACCAUUGUGAAAGAUCUAUUUAUGGAAAAGCAGUUUCAAAGGCUCUUCAAUUGGCUUAAUUUAUAGCUGUGGGUUUUUGUACCACACCAAUCCUUCCCUCAUGUAGGGGUGUGAGUGUGUGUUUGUGUGUGUUUGUAUGUAUGUAUAUACACACAGAGAGACACAUACAGUUCCCCCUUCUUCAUGCCAGCAACUCAAAAUAUUUUUUUAAAGUUUACAUUAUUUUCAAAUAUUUGCUUAGUAAGUAUGAAAAACAAGUAUCUAACUUGCUGCCAUAAUUUAAAGCUUAUUGGGGAGCUGGGAUGUUGUUUGGGGGUGAAGUAAUAUUGGGUGGGUGGGGACCUUUUUUUUUUUUUUUUUUUGUUUUUUGUUGGAUUCUGAAAGCUGAGAUUUUCUUGUGCUGGGAACACAUGAAAGUUGUUGAAUAGACAAGCAGACUGCGCAUGUCUCCGACGCUUUGUAUAAUUCAUACAUGGACAUUUGGGUCUUCGGACAAUAAACAGUAUUAUCAGAUAAAAUGAG
Hemicordylus capensis (graceful crag lizard) is the source of this 3689-nucleotide messenger RNA. RefSeq names its product TIMP metallopeptidase inhibitor 2 (gene TIMP2). Gene Ontology annotation, cellular component: extracellular matrix. Gene Ontology annotation, molecular function: protease binding; metalloendopeptidase inhibitor activity. Gene Ontology annotation, biological process: negative regulation of endopeptidase activity; negative regulation of membrane protein ectodomain proteolysis. The coding region runs from base 517 to 1179 and encodes 220 amino acids. The transcript has 5 exons. Lineage: Eukaryota; Metazoa; Chordata; Lepidosauria; Squamata; Cordylidae. The record is from RefSeq and is a predicted model, not a curated record.